Messenger RNA from Durio zibethinus, 1041 nucleotides. RefSeq names its product chlorophyll a-b binding protein 21, chloroplastic. The record is from RefSeq and is a predicted model, not a curated record. Gene Ontology annotation, cellular component: membrane. Gene Ontology annotation, biological process: photosynthesis, light harvesting. Lineage: Eukaryota; Viridiplantae; Streptophyta; Magnoliopsida; Malvales; Malvaceae.
CCUAUCAACCUUUCUUCCCAAGAAGCUCCUUUCACGGCUUGUCACAUUCAAAUAUACAAUGGCAGCUGCAACCAUGGCCCUCUCUUCCCCAUCCUUCGCCGGAAAGGCUGUCAAGUUGUCUCCUGCCACCCCUGCCACCCCUGCAAUCCGGGGCAAUGGCCGUGUUUACAUGAGGAAAACGGGCACCAAACCUGCUGCCUCUGGAAGCCCAUGGUACGGUCCGGACAGAGUUUUGUACUUGGGCCCACUCUCUGGCGAGCCUCCAUCUUACUUGACCGGAGAGUUUCCUGGUGACUACGGUUGGGACACGGCUGGACUCUCUGCUGACCCAGAGACCUUUGCCAGGAACCGUGAGCUCGAAGUCAUCCACUGCAGAUGGGCCAUGUUGGGAGCUCUCGGAUGUGUUUUCCCUGAGCUUCUGGCAAGGAACGGAGUCAAGUUUGGUGAGGCCGUAUGGUUCAAGGCCGGAGCUCAGAUCUUUAGCGAGGGUGGACUAGACUACUUGGGCAACCCAAGCUUGAUCCACGCUCAGAGCAUCUUGGCCAUCUGGGCUUGCCAAGUUAUCUUGAUGGGAGCAGUUGAGGGUUACCGUAUUGCUGGUGGGCCACUGGGUGAGGUGACUGACCCAUUGUACCCAGGUGGUAGCUUUGACCCAUUGGGUCUUGCUGAUGACCCAGAGGCAUUCGCUGAGCUUAAGGUCAAGGAGAUCAAGAACGGAAGAUUGGCUAUGUUCUCCAUGUUUGGAUUCUUCGUCCAGGCCAUCGUGACCGGGAAGGGACCAUUGGAGAACUUGGCUGACCACCUUGCUGACCCAGUCAACAACAAUGCCUGGGCCUAUGCCACCAACUUCGUCCCCGGAAAGUGAGCUUAGAGAGUGAGAGCGAUUUGUCUUUUUAUGUUUUCUUUGUUGGUUUGGCGUAAAUUUGUUGUAAAUCCAGGAGAGCAUGAGAAUUUUGUGUCCUCAAAAUGCAAAUUAAUAUGCGCUUCCUAGUAAAUGUUCUGCCAUUUAUGAAUCAAGUCUCUGCAAAUUGCCAAUUAUAA